This is a messenger RNA of Lactuca virosa, 2015 nucleotides long. The record is from the annotation of a GenBank genome assembly. Lineage: Eukaryota; Viridiplantae; Streptophyta; Magnoliopsida; Asterales; Asteraceae.
AUGUUGUCCUCCCACCUCCCACUGCAUCCAAUUACAAAUCGACAACAAAUUUACACCGCCUCAAUUCUUUACCUACUUCCUUCACCGCCUUCAUUUUGCUUCCCGCUUCCGUCUCUAACACCAGACACAAAUCCAGUUUCUUCCUCACUUAUCUCCACCGCUUCACCUUCAAUCAGAAACAAUCGUCACCCUCCAACUCCAUUGCUCACUGAUGCUUAUCGAUUGUCAGCUUCAACAGACCACCAUCGAUUUCUCCACUUUAGUUCGAGAGGGACUACUCUUGGUCGUUCGACGACGUUGGUUGUCGGUGGCGCUGGCUGGAGGCGUUGUGGUCUUCAGAUAGAGGACCAACACCUAAAGCCUUUCUUAAUGGUAGUCAAAGAGGAUAAAAACCCUGGACAUGAUGCUGAUGAGGAUAAGAGUAUAGCUUCUGGUCGCUCGUCCGUUUCAGAUCCUGGAGGUGAUUCUAGCAUUAAAAGGGUAAAAGUUGAGCAAGAAGUAGAAUCAGAUGUUAUUGAUGAACCACAAUCAGUAGAAAAGAGUACAGAGGGUGUAGAGCAACCAAUGGAUGCUACAUCUACAGAUAUGGCUGCAAGUACAUCCAACACAUCUUCUGUUCCAAAACCUGAAAAAUCUGACUAUGACGAGCUUCCAAAAGAAAUGCACGAAAUGAAAAUCAAGGAAGAUAAAUCCGAAGACAAGGAAAUUGAAGCUACUGUUGUCAAUGGAAAUGGAACUGAAAAGGGUCAAGUAAUAGUGACUACUGUUGGUGGUCGAAAUGGACAACCAAAACAGACUUUGUCUUACAUGGCUGAGCGUGUGGUUGGCACUGGUUCCUUUGGAGUUGUUUUUGAGGCCAAAUGCCUUGAAACCGGAGAGUCUGUUGCUAUAAAGAAGGUGCUGCAGGAUAAAAGAUACAAAAACAGAGAACUUCAAAUUAUGCGAUUACUUGAUCAUCCAAAUGUUGUUCCUUUGAAAAAUUGUUUUUAUUCAACAACCGAAAAGAACGAAGUGUACCUCAAUGUAGUUUUGGAAUAUGUCCCUGAAACAGUGUAUCGUGUGUCAAGACAUUACAGCAGGAUGACACAUCAGAUACCUCUUAUAUACGUACAAUUGUACACGUAUCAAAUUUGUCGGGCACUUAAUUAUAUACACUGUGUGAUUGGUGUAUGUCAUCGUGAUAUUAAGCCGCAAAAUCUAUUGGUGAAUCCACAUACUCAUCAACUUAAGUUAUGUGAUUUCGGGAGUGCAAAGAUGUUGGUGCCUGGUGAACCAAAUAUUUCUUAUAUCUGUUCAAGAUACUAUCGGGCUCCUGAAUUAAUCUUUGGAGCAACAGAAUACACAAAUGCAAUUGACAUGUGGUCUGUUGGUUGUGUUUUGGCCGAGUUACUACUAGGGCAUCCUCUUUUUCCUGGUGAAAGUGGUGUAGAUCAGCUGGUAGAGAUUAUCAAGAUUUUGGGAACACCAACGAGAGAGGAGAUCAAGUGUAUGAAUCCUCAUUACACAGAAUUCAAGUUUCCACAGAUUAAAGCUCAUCCAUGGCAUAAGAUAUUUCACAAGCGAAUGCCACCCGAAGCAGUUGACCUUGUCUCACGCCUACUCCAAUACUCACCAAAACUUCGAUGUAGCGCUUUGGAGGCAUGUGCCCACCCGUUUUUUGAUGAUUUGAGAGAGCAAAGCACAACCUUACCAAAUGGCAAACCCCUUCCUCCACUAUUCAAUUUUACACCACAAGAGCUUGCUCAUGCAUCUCCGGAAUUGCUUCAACGCCUUGUACCCAAAACCAAACACGUGGAAAAAUGAAGAAAGUUUUCAAAAUGCAAGGACUCAUUACAAAAAUGGAGGGUUGCUUGGUUGGUUACUGAAAUAUGUUAAUGUAUUUGGUAGUUAUUAUACGUAUAGGUAUGGUUUUUUAAUACAAUGUAGCUAAGUUUUCCGUUUGGGCUUAUACACUUUUAAUGUAUACUCUUUUGCUCGGGUUUUUUUUUCAAUCUUUUUUGCCUAUGAAAUGAGUC